AUUUUGACACCGGCUUCGACUUCCCCCAACCUUCACCACUCGAUGCUUUCUCGACCACUGUGCCGAAGCUGGACUCACACGCGGCAGCAUGGCCAGUCCCGUCGACUGACAUGCCGGAUUUGGACGUUCUCCUAUCGAAUGGCAACGACGAUGAUCAACAAGUCAAUAUCGCGGCUUCGCUGGCCGCUACCACGCCGAGUCUACACCACAGCCCCGGGUCCACAACCAACACACGACAAAGCAUAUCUUCAAACUCGCCUGAGCCUCCCAAGAAACGUGGUGGACGGAAGAGGAAAGCAGAGGUCGCGGCGGAGCCAAGUAAUGGUGAUUCGCAGGAUGGAGAUGGACCUCCCGUGAAAAAGACUUCGCACAACGUUAUCGAGAAGCGAUAUCGUAACAACCUCAACGACAAGAUUGUUGAGCUGCGCAACAGUGUGCCCAGCCUCCGUGCCGUUAAACGAGCGAAGAACGGUGGAAACAAGGAAGAACUGGGUGGUCUUACCCCAGCCCACAAAUUGAACAAGGCAACGGUCAUGGCCAAGGCAACAGAGUACAUCAGACACUUGGAGGCUCGCAACAAGGCGAUGUCGGACGAGAUGGCUGCUUUGAAGGCACAACUGUCGCGGGUUGAGGCCGCUAUGGGGUCAAGGGAGUCUCAAGGAAGUACGAUUAGUGAUCCGACAUCUGGAUUAUCCCGAUCAAGAGAAGUCUCGUCGGCGUCCCAGGCGGGAAGUCCUACAUUCCUCAAUGUGCCGCAGGAUCAGACGAGAUUCGGCCAACCAAUGGUGCAGCAACAGUACAUGCAACCGCAUAACCAGCCCACCUAUGCAAGACCGCCAAACCCUCCGGCGGAAGCUCAGAAUCAGCCGCAGCAACCAAAUGUCCGAGGAGGCGGUCUUGUCAACAAGGUCGUGUUGGGCACAAUGGCCAGCGUCUUGGCUAUGGAAGGAUUCAGCGAGCAUCAAUCAGGCGAAAGCCCGUCUGCUCAUCAGCUUUUCGCCGUGCCCACGGCGCUGCUCAAGCGUGCCACAUUCGGCUCGCCAACCUCAUCAGACUUCUCGCAACAGGCCAGUCUGUCUUUGCUCAAAUUGCUGCUCGGAAUCGGCGCCCUAGCCUACAUACUCCUACCCCUCCUCUCCUUCACACCACGUCGGAAGCAGAAGACUUGUGCAUCCGUGCGGCUGCCACAGGCUCCAUCCCUGGCAUCUCCAGUUGAGGUGCGCCGGAAGGCAUGGUUGACCGCCGUCCAGACUGUGUGGGUGCCGAAACAUUUCUUGCACGAGGUCGUGGCAGUUGGCUUUAAGAUGUUCCAAUUGAGUUUGCGACGCAUGAUCGGAUCUGAGGCGUUUACCGCCAUUACCGGUACGACGAAAGAAGAGGAGGCGGCCCGCAUCAAGGCUUGGGAUAUCGCUAUCGAUGCUCAACUGGCUGGCGGCGAUGCACAGGUCAGCUACUACCGCCUCCUCCUCACUCUCAUGGAAAGCGGCACUCUCCCAGACUCUCCCGCUCGGCUCAUGCAGAAGGCUGUGCACUUUCGGGUAUUCUUCUGGGAGGUUGCAAAUGCUGGCUAUGGCAAUAUGAUUGGCUUCAAGCGAUUCACAGAAAAGGUCGGCCGCAUCUACUGGGACUCGGCGAGAAAGCUGCAAAAGGACCUCGUCCAUGCCAAAGCUCACGGAAUUGUCUUUAGUGAUGACGAACUGGAGUUGCUGCCAGACCACCUUGCGCGACUUGGCGAGCUGGACUGCGAUGAGGUCCUGAGCGAUGAGAUGAUUCAGCGAGCUUGGAACCUCGCAUGGAACAAGCAAAGUGCCAACGGCAUCACACCGAACAUGGCCAAAGACAGCGUCGUCGAGGAUCAUGCGAUUCGAUCACCGCUAGACGCAGUCGCCGCCUGGUACACCAACACCGCCAUCGACGAUACUCUUGCCGAUGUUCUCGGUGAGAAUGCGUCGUCCAUGGACACCGAAUACUACCUCGGAUUGGCUCUCAGCGUCGCGCCUCCGGCAUCAAGCACCCACGUUCGAGCUUUGGCCGCGAAAGCAGUGCUAUCGAAAACGAAUCGCGAAGGUAACAUUUUGAUCGCCUUAGAAGCCCUGCCAGUGCUGUCGCCGACAGGUGGCAUGAACCUAGUCAGCCAUGCACCUGCCUCCCCCGAUGUGUGUACCGCAUUGACACUGGCCAAACUGAUCGCGCUCUGCUCCCCAUCCUUGCCGAAGUCUGCUCGGAUGCGCGCCUUCAACGCGUUGACUGGUCUCCAACUGGCGCCGGCACAGUUCACCCUGCUGACUGCCGUUGCUGCGUAUCGCUUGUUGAAGAGCAUGCUGGCUCGGAAAGACCUGCCAAAGGCCACGGAGCAUGGCAUGGAAGAUCUCGCGGGAAGCCUUCGAAUCUGGGUGGGUACGUCCACAGGUAGAGACAGUGGUCUCGGUACCGAUGGCAGGAGGAGAGUUGUCCGUCUAUGUCUCGAUGUCGCCAAACAGCUUGGUGGCUGGGAGGAGAGGGAUAGUGGUUACGGAACGACAUCUGCGGCAAGUCAGAGCCCGGUAAUGACAUGAAGGUCGUGCACCGUAGAGUAGAUGUAGAUUAUGAAGUAGGCUACAAGCUGAACUCUUAUCUUGUUUUCGU
Zymoseptoria tritici IPO323 is the source of this 2625-nucleotide messenger RNA. RefSeq lists its product as uncharacterized. NCBI's taxonomy places the organism in Eukaryota, Fungi, Ascomycota, Dothideomycetes, Mycosphaerellales, Mycosphaerellaceae. Bases 111 to 2555 code for a protein of 814 amino acids. The record is from RefSeq and is a predicted model, not a curated record. Gene Ontology annotation, biological process: positive regulation of transcription by RNA polymerase II; SREBP signaling pathway. The transcript is spliced from 2 exons. Gene Ontology annotation, molecular function: protein dimerization activity.